This is a messenger RNA of Penicillium cataractarum, 237 nucleotides long. RefSeq lists its product as uncharacterized. The transcript has a single exon. Bases 1 to 237 code for a protein of 78 amino acids. The record is from RefSeq and is a predicted model, not a curated record. Lineage: Eukaryota; Fungi; Ascomycota; Eurotiomycetes; Eurotiales; Aspergillaceae.
AUGUUCAAGUCGAAAGUGAUCAUCCCGACAAUCUAUUUCCAAUCCUCGCAAUAUCCUUGGCUUGAUAGCCUUCGGUCUCACUAUCAGCCACGGCGCACGAAUCACCCUUCAUUCACCAAAGUCAAGACGGCACAAAUGUACGUGACGGAAAACGAGAAGCAUUCACCGCAGCCACGAGUUGACCAGAACGCAGGCCUAGUUUUGCAGAAAGUCCAUGGCUACACAGCCGGGCAAUAG